Molecule: messenger RNA, 1170 nt
Organism: Gloeophyllum trabeum ATCC 11539
Lineage: Eukaryota; Fungi; Basidiomycota; Agaricomycetes; Gloeophyllales; Gloeophyllaceae
Exons: 3
Coding region: 1-1170 (389 amino acids)
Source: RefSeq, a predicted model, not a curated record
AUGUCCUGUACCGUUUGUCGGCUGCCCUUCGUACCAGGGCCUGCAUCCGCUAACCCCAGGCCGAUACCGCCGGGCAUCCUUAACGAAAGACAGUACAGAUAUUUCGCGUACGGGCUCGGGAUAGGAUACCAGAUAAUCGGAGUAGUAAACCCGGUGGAAUAUCUCGAACACAAGCUAGAUUCGAACAUGUUUGCAGUCCGAGCGGGCCUUCCGCUGCUGGAUAUGAUCCAAUGGGAAUCGCAUGGUGGCACCGUAAGUCCGUCUCACAAGUAUCCGCGCGAGACAACCGCUAAGCAGUCGAAGUUCGUCAUAUGUCACACCGUAUGUGGCGCGCUCCUUCGCCGGACGACGCAUGCUGAGGAAGACUCUGUCGACUCCCUGACGGACCUUGUCGAGUUGGAACGCAUCCUUGGGCGACCUCAGGCAGGCUCCCAGGCAGGACGUUUCCGGCAUGUUAAAUAUGAAGACGUUCGCUGUGGUAAACUGAAACGUGUUGAUCUGACGCCAUUCUGGUUGGAUGGGAAUGAGGAGGGCGGUAAUACCUUCGAUUUUCAGUCUCUAAAAGCCAGCAAUCUGGGUUUCAUCCUGAAUCGACCGGAUACCUUUCCGAAAUUCCAUGAAACCGUCAAUCCCGACCGGUUGAGGAGCCUCGACAAUGCAACUGUAACAAAAGAUGUGAUCACUAACUUGCCGACGGACGUCUUGGAGUCACUUGUGAUACGGAUGGAAACCCCGGCUUACGUCCAGUUCGCCUCGAGUUGUCGCCUUCUGAGGCGUCAUGCAGUGACGGCUUGGCAGAGGCACGCACGCUCUCGCGUUCUCGAGCUCGGCUGGGCAGUACCCCUGUCGUCGGAAUACGAGCAGGGGAAAAAGCAAGGCAUCGUUAUGGCGAACGCAAAAGAGUCCCCGGCGGAUGCAGACUGGUUGCUCUAUCUGAGUCACGUUCAUCGUACCCAGAGCAUGAAUGUUCGAGAGUGGAUAUGGGGUCUAUGCCAGGAGAUCAAACGAGCACGCGACGCACUCAGGCCAGACAGCGAAGUAGCUGAAAUCGUUGUUGACGGCGAACGGAGGAAAAGUCCAAGCAGAUUAGGCUUGGAGAAGCAGGUUGGGCCCAUGAGUAGUAUGUUCCAGCAGAUUAAGCAGGCGCAGAACAUGGCAAAGCAACGAUGA